GCGCGUUAACGGUAAAUAAUGGCCGCCAUCUUGUGUUGUGACUUUGUUUUCGGUGUAUCCAUGUAUCCCCUGAAUCUCCUGUAUCCGCAUCUGUAUCUGUUUGUGUGUCUCGGUGCAACAUAAAAAUCAAAAGAUAAAGGAUAUAUACCGAUAUAUAUUGAAUGAUAUAGUGCUCCCGUCUCCCGAUUACAAUAUACACACAGUGGAAAGUGCCGCAUAAGUCCCCGACAAUGGAUCAUCAUGGCAGCGGAUUCGUGGCCUCGCCCUGGGCCGCCGUUUUGGGUCACCACUCGAUGGCCUCCGCGGAUGCGGGCUUUGCCGCUGCCGCUGCAGCGGCGCAUGUCCAGAACCACUCGAUGCAUCCGCACUCGAUUCACUCGCAUCACCACCAUCCGCACUCGCAUCCGCAUCCACAUCCCCACCCACACCCACACUCGCACCCCGCACAUCCGCACUCGCAUCCACAUCCGCAUUCGCAUCAUCAUUUGGCGGCCGCCGCGGCCGCCGGCGCCGCUGCCGGUGGCAUGCCCAUGGAUCUGCAUGUGCCCCAGGGAUUCCCCUACUACAGAUACCGCGAGGAUGCCUUAUGCUGGGGCGACAGAAAGUCCAUGGAGGAGAUCGGCGCGGCCCAGUCCUCGGUGAAUGCGCGCAUCCUGGAGUUGCGCAAGGAAAAGUCGCGGGAUGCGGCACGUUCGAGACGGGGCAAGGAGAACUACGAGUUCUAUGAGUUGGCCAAAAUGCUGCCCCUGCCGGCGGCCAUCACCAGCCAACUGGACAAGGCCUCCAUCAUAAGACUGACCAUCAGCUAUCUGAAGCUAAGGGACUUCUCCGGGCACGGGGAUCCGCCAUGGACGCGGGAGGCCUCCAGCAGCAGUAAGCUCAAAAGUGCCGCCAUUCGACGCAGUCCCGCUGUUGAUUUGUUCGAGCAACAUCAGGGCACCCACAUACUGCAGUCCCUCGAUGGCUUCGCUCUGGCCGUAGCGGCAGACGGGCGCUUCCUAUACAUUUCGGAGACGGUGUCCAUCUACCUGGGCCUCUCGCAGGUGGAGAUGACGGGCAGCAGCAUAUUCGACUACAUCCACCAGGCGGAUCACUCGGAGAUUGCCGACCAGCUGGGCCUGAGCCUCACCAGCGGUGGGGGCGGAGGCGGCGGCGGCGGCGGAGGAGGCAGCACCGGCAGCGGAGGUGGCGGCAGCGGUGCCGCCGGCCUGGCCUCCCCCACAUCGGGCGCCUCCGACGAUGGCAGUGGCACACACGGUACGAACAAUCCCGAUGUGGCUGCCUCCAUGACGCAGGCCUCUACGAGCGGCUACAAAGGCUACGACCGGAGCUUCUGUGUUCGGAUGAAGUCCACACUGACAAAGCGCGGAUGUCACUUCAAGUCCUCCGGCUACCGGGCCAGCGAUGCAACCAGCAAUUGCAACAACGCUAACGCUAAUAAUAACGCUAACAAUAACGCUAAAAACGUUAAGAAUCCGGGCUCAAACUAUUCGGUCGUCCUGCUCCUCUGCAAGCUCCGGCCCCAGUACACAUUCUCGCACAGCCGCAAGUCGCAGCCGCCGCUCCUGGGCAUGGUGGCCCUGGCCAUUGCCCUGCCACCGCCCUCCGUGCACGAGAUCCGCCUGGAGUGUGAUAUGUUCGUGACACGCGUGAACUUUGACCUAAAAGUAGCUCACUGCGAGCCCAGGGUGUCCGAUCUACUGGACUAUACGCCCGAGGAUCUGGUGAACAAGAGCCUGUAUUCCCUGUGCCAUGCGGAGGACGCCAACCGACUGCGCAAGAGCCAUUCGGAUUUGAUCGAAAAGGGCCAAGUGCUGACGGGCUAUUACCGACUGAUGAACAAGAGUGGAGGCUACACCUGGCUCCAGACAUGCGCCACCGUCGUCUGCAGCACCAAGAACGCCGAUGAGCAGAACAUCAUUUGCGUCAACUAUGUGAUCAGCAAUCGGGAGAACGAGAACCUCAUCCUGGACUGCUGCCAGCUGGAGCCGAGCAUGGACAGCAUCAAGAACGAGGAGGGACUGGGCAAUGACAAGAGCAGCGGCUCCCCGGGAGGCGAUGCCGCGGGCGAUGGCAAUGGCCAUUUGAGUGCCGGGGAAAUGAAGCUGACGGACUCGAAGUCCGACCCGGAGGGACACUCGCACCGCGGACGAGGACGCAGUGCCACAGCCUCGCAUGGCAGCAGCAUGAGCAGCCUGUCCCUGAUCAAGGACAGCCCUACGCCACUGGGAGUGGAGAUUGAAGCGGGUGUGGGCGUCCUGCCAGCCACUGUGGCCACGCCAGUUCCGGCCCCAACGCCCGUUGGCAGCACGACGAGCGGUGGGACCACAACCAAGCGAAAGAGGAAGACCAAGGCCGCACAGCAGGCGGAGGAGGAGCAGGUGAAUGUCGAGCAGCCGAUGGCCAAGCUACCGGCCAUGGAGGAGUCUCAGCCAAGGAGUCGCCUGCCCUCCAUUGUGGACGAGCCUGCAGCCGAUUCGGCAGUCAAGGAUCUGGAGCACGCGAUGUCCAAGCACCUGCCAUCGCCAGUGUCUGUGUCCGUGGCCGUGUCGCAGCCGAGCACCGACUUCAGUGCGGAUUCUCUCAUCAAGCAGCAGCACCAGGCGCACCAGCAGCAACAGCAGCAGCAGCAGCAACAGCAGAUCGAUCCCAACGAGAAGAGCAGCACGAUCCAGUGGAUCGGAACGCCCUACCAACAGCCACCCGCCCCCAUGCCGGCCACGGCCCUGCUCCGGCAGCUGUACGCCAAUCGGGAGAGCGUGAUCCGGGCGACGGCCCGACAGACGCCCACUGGAGUCGGUCCCGGGGUGUUCUACGGCGAGCAGCAGACGGGUCCGCUGCCCACGCCGCCUGGCAGCGAGUCCUCAUACGAGAACCAAUACCUGCAGCUCCACUCAGCCGCCUCCGCCGCCGGGGUGCAUCCCCAGAAGAGCUCGUCCGAUGCCUUCACCAAUCUGGUGUCCACCUACGGCGGCUAUCACAGCUCCAUUGACUACCACAACGCCAUGACGCCGCCCAGCUCUGUCUCCCCGCGAGACUCCAACAACUCCGGCAAGGUGCCGCCCUCCUCCGCCCCCAUCCUGGCCAGCAACGGCGGUGGCUACGAGUACGCCGAUCCCCUGCGAGGACAGUACGCGGCUCCAUCCGUUGACGGCGCCCCCGCCACGCUGCCCCUGAAGCCGCAGGCAUACACUGCCACGAUGCACCCGCACCCGCAUCCGCAUCCGCACGGUCAUGCCACCAGCACGAGCACCACAACCACCGAGGGUGGCGUCACCUACAGCAACCUGGAGCAGGCGCAGUACUUUGCCCCGCACUCCAGCUUCCAUCUGUACCACAAGGGCAGCCCGGCCACCGGCUGGUACUCCACGCCCUCCUAGGUAAUGGACGACGGCUUGGGCCAGUGCCAGAUGCAGAUGCAGCAGCACCAGCACCAGUCCCAGUCCCAGCACUCUGCCUACCAGGAGCAGCAUCAUCCUCAUCAUCAUCAUCCUGCCGCUGUGGGUGGCGCUGGCAGUGGCGAUCGCUGGGACUUUGUGGGGGCGUUGGGCAAGGUGGCGCGCAUGUUCUUCAGCGCUCGCAAAGGGAAUCCGGGAUAGAAGAGUCCAUAGAAGACAGCUCCACCUGGACAAGGUAUUGGUUCCUCUGUCCAGAGCAGGCAGAUGGAUCCUUCCUCUGGCACUCCUUAGAACACGUCUAAUUAGGAACUUAGGAACACUAGCAGUCCCCUGAGGACUAAGAGUUAGUCUAGAAUCUAGAGCCUACACAAAAACAUUCAAUGUUGUUAUAUAGUUCUUAAGAAUUGUAAAUUACGAAAAACACAC
This is a messenger RNA of Drosophila miranda, 3824 nucleotides long. Its product is annotated as protein trachealess. Gene Ontology annotation, molecular function: DNA-binding transcription factor activity, RNA polymerase II-specific; RNA polymerase II transcription regulatory region sequence-specific DNA binding; protein dimerization activity. The transcript is spliced from 12 exons. Gene Ontology annotation, biological process: regulation of transcription by RNA polymerase II. NCBI's taxonomy places the organism in Eukaryota, Metazoa, Arthropoda, Insecta, Diptera, Drosophilidae. The record is from RefSeq and is a predicted model, not a curated record. Bases 231 to 3380 code for a protein of 1049 amino acids.